Molecule: messenger RNA, 2382 nt
Organism: Ricinus communis (castor bean)
Lineage: Eukaryota; Viridiplantae; Streptophyta; Magnoliopsida; Malpighiales; Euphorbiaceae
Product: RNA polymerase sigma factor sigC
Exons: 7
Coding region: 253-1935 (560 amino acids)
Biological process (GO): DNA-templated transcription initiation; regulation of DNA-templated transcription
Molecular function (GO): DNA-binding transcription factor activity
Source: RefSeq, a predicted model, not a curated record
AAAGAGAAUGAAUGAGUAAUCAAUGAUGAGAAAGUGAUGAAAAUGGAUUUUGUUUUGGACGUUUUUAGUCAUUUGUCCUAUAGACACAUUUUUGAAGAUGAAGAACCGGUGGUGGAGAGAUGAUAACACUACCUACAUUAAAUUACGUACACCAAUUUCCACUCUUUCUUUCCUGUUAUCAACCUUAAAGCAUCUCAUGGACUUUUUUCCUUUGCUGCCUUCUUUUUCUUGCUUAACUAAACCAAUCAAAAUAUGGGCUUCGGCUUUAGGCUAAAUCUCAAGUUGGAUUUUCCUUUUCAUUCUCCUAAUUCACCUUCCAGGCUCUCUUCAUCACCAUCAUCAUCUUUUGUUAGAGGCAGGGAGGCUACUAGCUAUCAGUCAAGAUUGUCUUUUCUGUCUGUUAUAUCUGAAGAGGGUGACAUUGCUCAUAGAGAUCCUUUAAAGACAUAUGCUUAUUCAUAUGCGGUGCAAACCGUAGAGAAUGAGCAUUCACAAGGGGAGGGAUUUAAGGUGAAUUUUGGCAAGAGAUCUCACUUUGGCUUAAAUAUAAUUGGUGAUGCUGAAGUGUCUCUUAAAGAGGACAUUUUUGUCUCACCUUCAAGCACAAAAGAGAGGACUUCGCGCUUUAGUUUGUUAUUGGAAAAUCUCAAUAUCUUAGAGCAGUCAUUUGCUGAUUCAGAUGCAUCGAAGUUGGAAGAGGACAUUCUGCUACAAUUAGGAAAGCUUGGAGCUCUAAAACUAUUCAAUACAUGCCUUACAAGAACUCUUGAAACCACAAAUGUUUUGGAAGUGUCAGAUGUUCAUACUGAAAUUAUUGGAGAAUGUAAUAUAAAUGGCACGUCAAUUAAUAAUCAGAUUAAAGUUGUUGUCCACACUGCAAAAAAGGAAGAAAGAAAAUCUAGAAGAGAAAGAGCCUCGGCAAGAAAAGGCCAUAAAUCUCCUUCUCUGCCAUUGCCUUCCAGACCCAUUCAAAGUGGUUCUGAAAAGCCUACCGUUUCUUCUGGCAAGAAAGCAUCAAAAUCAAAGAGUAGGAGAUUGAUAAUUGCUCGAAAUGAGGCAGAAAUGGCAAGGGGAAUCAAGGUGCUUGCAGACUUGGAAAAGAUCCGAACUACUUUGGAAGAGGAAACUGAGCGAGUAGUCAGCUUGAGCUGCUGGGCUGAAGCAGCUGGGCUUGACGUGAAGGUACUGCAGCAGCAGUUGAGUUUUGGUUGGUAUUGCAGGGAUGAGCUCAUUAAGAGCACUCGCUCCUUAGUUCUAUACUUUGCCAGAAAUUAUAGGGGUACGGGAAUAGCCUUGGAAGAUUUGCUUCAGGCUGGAAAUCUGGGAGUCCUGGAAGGUGCAGAAAGAUUUGAUCACACAAGGGGAUACAGAUUCUCAACAUAUGUACAGUACUGGAUACGGAAAUCAAUGUCAAAGAUUGUGUCGCGACUUGCUAGAGGGAUCCAAAUUCCUUGCACAUUAAGCCGUGCAAUAUAUCAGAUACAAAAAGCUCGAAAAGCCUUAACCACCAGCAAUGGGAAAUACCCAGAUGACGAUGAAAUUGCUAAGUACACAGGUCUUUCUUUGGCUAAGAUCGAAUCAGCUAGCCGAUGCCUUAGAGUUGUGGGUUCAAUUGAUCAGAAAAUUGGAGAGUCUCUCAAUGCAAAGUAUUUGGAAUUUCUCCCAGAUACCUCGGUUCAGAGCCCUGAAGAAGUUGUCAUGAGGCAACACAUGAUACAAGACAUGCACAAUCUUUUAAGAAGCUUGGAUUCAAGAGAAAGGCAAGUGUUAAUUCUUAGAUUUGGGCUCAAUGAUUAUCAACCCAAAUCACUUGAGGAGAUUGGGAGGCAUUUCCAUGUGAGCAAAGAGUGGGUAAGGAGGUUAGAGAAGAGAGUUAUGACGAGACUUAGGAACGAAGAAACAUGCAGAAACUUAAGACAUUAUAUAAAUUCAUAGUCUCCACUUUUAUCCUAAAUGCUCUGAUAAUACCUGGUUUUGGAGUUGGGCUUAAAAAAUCUUGAGUCAUCCUAUCAUGCUCGAUGCAACAUAGGCUGGUUAAAUUUGGUUCGACAGCUCUCAAACGCCCUCGAGUCAUAUCCAUUUUCAAGAGCUUGAAAACAUGCAUCAAACCAGAAGGAGGUCGCCUUUCAAUUGAUUUAGUGUUUAUCAAUCAGCCUGCCUGACCAUCGUUCCUUCUUCGUGUACCUUGAAAUGCAUUUUACCUGAUUUAAUAGUUAAUAAUUCAUCAUUCACAUAAAGUCUGCCUUUAUAGUAAAGUUUUCCUUUUGGCUUGAUAAGAAAAAGUAUAAUUACAUUAUAUAUAUAUUUCAUUCUUCUGUGUUCUUUUUCUUAGGUGAGGUUAAUGUAUAUUAAUAAAAUUUUUAAUAUUUCUUUGAGCCUAUA